UUUACUUUUUGUUGGAAGUGGAGGAACAGGAGGUUAAAAAACUAGGCAACUACGUUUAGAUAUCAUCUAUGUUCUGUGUAGGUACACUUUUUGUAACUUGUUAGACCAAUAAAAUACGAUAUCUUACGAAAAAGUGAUUCGUGAACGCUUAAUUGCUCCGAGAAUGGAUGUUGAUUUAUUGAGGCCCGGUACAGUACCUAUUUCAAAAGAUACGACUUUGUGGUUUGAAUUUUUGUUAGACCCUAAUGUUUUAGACGCACAUCUAAACAAACAAAAACCAGAUCCCUCUCCCACUGAGCUGAUUUCCAAGUUCCUAGCAAUCUCUGCUGAUGUUAGUUCAUCCAAAGACAUUAUCUUGCUGGACCAGGAUCAUGAAAGAGAUGAUAAACAACCCAAUCCUUGCAGACGAAGUCGAGGUCUCAAGAUACUAGCACUCAAAGUUGCUGCAUUCCUCAAUUGGGACUUGGAUAUUUUGGAGCAAAAGCUUCCGUUCUCCACCCAGUGGGCUUUGCUACAAGACUUGCUACAUCUGGUACACGAGGAGAUGGUGUCAACAGACCUCAGCCAGGAGCCUGAUCACGUAUUGUUCGCCGUGUCACUGUACCACCGUUGGGCGCUACGAGCUACCUAUAACCACGCGCUGCAGUCUAAACUAAGGAAUGGCUCUACCUUGGAAAUGCAGGACGAGAGAUUCACACGUCUUGAGCAUGAAGCAGAGCAAAGUUUACAGAUCCUACUAAAUAUUGUAAAACUCCCGCUGACAUCUGAAAUUGUUAUCCCAUCUUCUACAACAUUUAUUCCAUUGGUUGAAAAUACAAUGAACGGGAAAACACCAAACUGGAAUUUAGGUGUUAGAAUUUCUUCAUCACAGUUUUUCACUCUGAUAUUAAUGGAUUUAGCAACAUACUUAUUCUACCGAGAAGACCACACAGCUGCACUUCAUAACUUUGAAAAAUGCAAAGAAGAGUUCCUAAAGUGGAGUAGUUCCAGUAGAGAUUUAGAAAACCGAUAUUUCAAAACUGACAUAGACACAAUAGACGGCUACAUCACGGCCUGUCAAGCUCCUGUACUAUCCAGCAGGCUGUCUCUCACAGAUAGAUUCUUGAUCUCCUUGAACCAUCAUUAUGAAGGAAUUCUCGCAAUCUUGUCUGAAGACAAUUUGAAGAGAGAAAUCCCACCGACGUUACGGGAGAGCCUAGAGCUGGAUAUCGCAGCAGCUGUAAGCUCUGGAGGGUUCACUGCCACUCGUGAUCUAAUCUUCCAGAUACAGAGCAUCAACACGGUGUACAAGCGAGCUGCAGACCUGCCUUGCGUGUACGACUAUGCAGAGAAGUUACAGGCAGCACGCAGAGGUGUUGACAUAUUUACAUGGGCGUUAAAAUCAACUGUCACAGAUUCUCAGCAGUUGGAGAAAGAGCGGUUGGCACUUUUUGUCUUGGAAAUUCUCGAAAGUGUUGAACCGCCCACUGAGGCAGAACUGAGGAACCACGACUACAUCAAACAGCUGAUCAAAAACUUGCCUCCAUCCCCAGGAAGUACCAAGCCUCCGGAAGUUCAACACUUUGUGUCUCCAGAUUUCAAUAACAUAAAAUUGAAAAACGGUGAACUUGAAAAUCAGCUGAUGACCAGUUAUGAACCUAUUCACAUCAAGGAAGUUAUCAUUAAGCUAGUAGAGGCCAACGCCUUGAGACCUGUGUGGCAGAUUGAAAACAAGUGGGAACUUGGCAUCCCCCUCCAUGGCAUAGUGUUGAGCAUGCCCCAAGGAAUUCUGCAGCAUUAUCUUUAUGUGUUGCUGGGCAAAGCCAAGUAUCUGGAUAGUCUUGGGAGGUAUGAUGUUGCCAAGCGCUUACUCUCAGCUGCUGAAGCUGAAGUCAACCACCACGGAGGAAUGUUGAAAUUGAACCAGCUGAUAGUGUGGGAAAUUCUUCUGGUGGAAUCUCACAGUCUGUUGGCUGAAUGGCCGAGCAAAAACGGAAGCAAUGCUAUGGUUAGCCACGGCUGCCUCAACGUACUCAAGUUGACAGAUGCCAUGGUGUUGCCAAGAGUUGAGGUGGUGGAGCAGGCGGCCAUUACUCUGUUAAACCUGGGGGAGUGGGAGCCCCUCAUCUCCCUCGGCCCUGGCAAACGUCUCAUCAUGUGUGACUUGGCAGCUAAGCUGGCACAGGCUUGUCAUGACAUUGUCAGGUUCAGCGGCAGCAAGAAGAUCUCACGGGAAGCCUGGGACCUCAUUGUGCCAGUGCUAGGCCCGUCCGCAGCAAUGAGCCGGCGAGGUCUGGGCCAUGAUGCCCCGCUGAUGCAGGCAGUAAUGCGGUUCUUCAGUCUGCUGCGGGAUUGGACCGUGCUCAGUGCUGCCAUCUCUCUGUUGGCGCGGUUACACAAUGUGUUGCGUGAUGAGACCAGCCUAGAGCUUGUAUUUGACCAUACGGCGCUCUGGCCUGGAGUAGUCAGCAACACAAGCUCAUAUAACGUACAGCUGGUGAGUGAAACAUUGCUCCAGUUGGUCAACACAGCUCUGGAGUACUAUCCGAAAAACAUCAGCUUGCACAAACUGCUGGGCGAUUACUACUACAUCAACGGACAGCACAGUGCUGCCAUGAAGCACUACCUCUUGGCCGCAGUUAUCGCUACAGACAGCUUUAGCCGACCCCUGACCAAGGCCACCAUUGAAGAUCAUGUGUACAAACGCAUGAUCAAGUGUCUCAGUCAGAUGAACUGCCACACUCAGGCAGGGGUAUUGUGCCAGUUUUUGGAAGAAGUGGAUUACAACACAGCGUUUAAAAGUCUGACGGAAUGUGUGUGCCACGACUGCAUGGACACUUACUACGACUGUAUAUGGGAUGUCAACAUACUGGAGUACCUCAUCUACCUGCAGAACAAACGAGGCAACAAGGACAGAGCGAAGAAGGCUGUGGACAUCAUUGGCCUUCUGGAACUCAACUCUAACAACAACGAGGAGAUCAAACGUGAAGCAGCGAACAAACGGAAAGUUAGGUUCAUGCAAGCACUGGUCCGACAGUAUGUUUUAUGAUAAAGGCCUGUUAACUCUGCGUAGUUGACCUAAUUGAUCUCUGUGUAAAUAUUGUAAAUAGUUGUAUUUUUAGUAGCUUGUUUUUUGUGUAAAUUAGCUGUAAUGAAAUAAACAUU
Messenger RNA from Macrosteles quadrilineatus (aster leafhopper), 3144 nucleotides. It is a transcript of the gene IntS8, whose product is annotated as integrator complex subunit 8. Gene Ontology annotation, biological process: snRNA 3'-end processing. Lineage: Eukaryota; Metazoa; Arthropoda; Insecta; Hemiptera; Cicadellidae. The coding region runs from base 164 to 3028 and encodes 954 amino acids. The transcript has 16 exons. The record is from RefSeq and is a predicted model, not a curated record. Gene Ontology annotation, cellular component: integrator complex.